Hevea brasiliensis (rubber tree) is the source of this 2277-nucleotide messenger RNA. RefSeq names its product protein IQ-DOMAIN 19. NCBI's taxonomy places the organism in Eukaryota, Viridiplantae, Streptophyta, Magnoliopsida, Malpighiales, Euphorbiaceae. The transcript is spliced from 4 exons. Gene Ontology annotation, molecular function: protein binding. Bases 333 to 1730 code for a protein of 465 amino acids. The record is from RefSeq and is a predicted model, not a curated record.
AUAAUCUUCCAGGAGGAUGGCAAGUGACUCAAUUCAAAUGGAAGCUUCCUCUCAGCUUCUUUGUUUUCUUGCGGGCAUUUUCCUAAUAAAGAUUACACAAAACCAUAUCAUCAUUUUGAAAUGGUAGUUACAGCAGGGAAGGAAUAAUGAUCAAAGUUCAAACAGUAAGAUUAGGCUAUAAAAAAGUUGCAAUUUAAUUGUGGGUGGACCACUCUAGUGUUGAAAGCUACCUAUGAAAUAUAGACAGGGAGCGAUCUGCAUCUCAUUUGUUUCUUUCUUUACUUGCUCUUGCCGUGAUACUAUGCUUGCUUAAUUAGAAGGACUGGAUAGUGAUGGGGAAGACAGGCAAAUGGAUUCGAAGUUUCUUGACAGGAAAGAAAGGCAAGGAGAAGGAGAAAGAAAAAUGUAGAACAAAUCAGAAUUCAGAAACCAGCAUUGAGAAUGCUGUGACUCCAGUUUCAAUGACGCAAACUACUCCAAAAGAAAAAAGAUGGAGUUUUCGCAGAUCUUCAGCCACAGCAGCAGCUCCUAGGGACAUUAAUUCUGCAGAAACAACUGCCUCGCCGCAACCAGUGGUUCAGGCUACAUUGGAUUCAGAAAAUGAGCAGAAGAAGCAUGCAAUGGCUAUGGCAGCUGCCACAGCUGCUGCUGCUGAUGCAGCCGUGGCAGCUGCUCAGGCUGUAGCAGCUGUGAUCCGUCUAACUGCAACUGCCACUGGGAGAACCAGCGCAAUUGAAGAGGCUGCUGCCUUAAAGAUUCAGUGUGUCUUCCGUUCUUAUUUGGCAAGAAAAGCAUUAUGUGCAUUGAAAGGACUGGUGAAGUUGCAGGCACUGGUAAGGGGUCAUCUGGUGAGGAAACAGGCCACUGCUACGCUCCGGUGCAUGCAGGCAUUGGUGACCGUACAGGCUAGAGCUCGGGCUCAGAGGAUCCGGAUGACUGAAGAAACAGAGCCUGCUAGUCAGAGACAAUCAGUCCACAGAAAAUCAACACAGGAGAAUAGAUUCAGGCACACAAAUUAUGAUAUUGAUGGAGGCAUGGAGGAGAACAUCAAGAUUGUGGAGAUGGAUCUUGGACAAUCAAAGGGAAGCACAAAGAGCAGAAAUAGCUAUUCACAACAACCACAAGCAGAACGAGUAGAGCAUAGAUUUUCCACAUAUAAUGCAUCAUCAAAUCGUGCACACAUGAAGCCAGACAACUACCAAAUCUCUCCAGCUCCAUCAGCUCUGACCGACAUAAGCCCCAAAACCUGCAGUGGUCAUUUUGAGGACUAUUCCUUCAACACAGCGCAAAGCAGCCCCCAGUACGACUCUGCAGUGUCAAAACCUGAUCCAUCAAGAAUUCCAUUUGCUUUUCCCCUACCAGACUAUGCAGAAUCAUUAUCCUAUGACUACCCAUUAUUUCCAAAUUACAUGGCAAAUACAGAAUCUUCCAAAGCAAAGGUUCGGUCACACAGUGCACCGAAACAAAGGCCAGACUCAUUUGAUCGGCAACCAAGCAGGAGGAGGACAUCAGUGGAAGGAAGGAAUGUCCCAAGGGCUAUGCGGAUGCAGCGUUCAUCUUCACAUGUUGGGGCCACCGCUCAGAAUUACCAUUACCCAUGGUCAAUUAAACUUGACAGAUCAACAGUAUCGCUGAAAGAUAGUGAGUGCGGAUCCACCAGUACAAUGCUCACAAACACCACUUACUGCAGAACUCUUGUUGGUUUUGAUGUUCAUGGAAAUAGGUACUAACGAUGCACAACUCUCCACCAUUGCAAUAGAUAUUUCGUGUUUCUCGACAAAAGGAAAAAAAAAACUCGGACAUGAAAUAAAUGAUUCAAGUUUCAGUAAGAAAUUAUCAAAGAUAUCAACAAGUUUUACGCAGAGCUGCCAGAGUGUUUCUGACAACUUCUCAACCCUUACUCCAUUCUCAUUGCAAGGAAGCAAUGUUUUAUUCUCCACUUAUGUAGAAAAUUCCUCUCUCUUCUCAUCUCAUAAUUUGGAUAAAUGUGUUCCUAAGGAGAAGCAUAAUGCAAAGGGAACUCAACUAACCCCCGCAGGCAUUACAAAGAAAGUUCAGGAACACGGUUUAACUGUUUUUUUAUGUCAAUAGAAAUUUGUUUGGGCGUGAAUUUUUCUCAGGUUGAUUUUUUUGUUAAUCCUGCAACUUUCAUUUGUCUAUUUUAAACACGAAAAGCUUCUAAAUAAUGCUUCUUUGCAACCAGAAUCACCGUAAUCUCCAUAAGCAGAAUUCUGUAAUGCAUUGACUACUGAGAAAUAAAGAACAUGAUUUCCACAA